Aspergillus melleus is the source of this 1659-nucleotide messenger RNA. RefSeq names its product putative MFS sugar transporter. Gene Ontology annotation, molecular function: myo-inositol:proton symporter activity. The transcript is spliced from 2 exons. Gene Ontology annotation, cellular component: membrane. The coding region runs from base 1 to 1659 and encodes 552 amino acids. Gene Ontology annotation, biological process: transmembrane transport. The record is from RefSeq and is a predicted model, not a curated record. Lineage: Eukaryota; Fungi; Ascomycota; Eurotiomycetes; Eurotiales; Aspergillaceae.
AUGGGUUCCCUCAAGGAUGUCGAGGCAUCCCAUGAUGACCACAAGGAGCCUGCGGCGCUGGAGAUGGACGACAUCGCUAAGGACCCCAAGGCGUCCGCCGAAUACAACGAAGCGGCCAUGGACGCAGAACUCCAACAGCUGGAGGAACAGUUCCGUGAGUUGAAGCAGCCUCGCUUCCAGGUGACCUUGUCCAACCCGGCUUUCUUCACUUAUAUCCUUGUCGCCUUUGCCUCCAUGGGUGGUCUGCUUUCGGGUCUGGACCAGUCUCUGAUCAGUGGUGCCAACCUUUUCAUGCCCGGUGCUCUACAUUUGUCGGACAACGAUAGCAGUCUGGUCAAUGCCGGUAUGCCGCUGGGUGCUGUCGCCGGUGCCCUCAUCCUGUCGCCUGCCAACGAGUACCUGGGUCGUCGCAUGGCCAUCAUCGUCUCUUGUAUCCUGUACACCAUCGGUGCCGCCCUGGAGGCAGGUGCCAUUAACUUUGGCAUGAUGUUUGCCGGCCGUUUCAUCCUGGGUGCAGGUGUCGGUCUUGAGGGCGGAACGGUCCCUGUCUAUGUUGCCGAGUGUGUUCCCUCAAGGAUUCGUGGUAACCUCGUCUCCCUGUAUCAGUUGAACAUCGCCUUGGGAGAGGUUCUUGGCUAUGCAGUGGCCGCUAUCUUUGUCGACGUCACCGGUAACUGGCGGUACAUUCUUGGUUCCUCUCUUGUCUUCUCAACCAUCCUCUUCGUGGGCAUGCUUUUCCUGCCCGAGAGCCCGCGUUUCCUUAUGCACAAGGGCAAGCCGGUGGAAGCGUACGGUGUGUGGAAGCAGAUUCGCGGCUUCGACACGCUCGAAGCUAAGGACGAAUUCUUGGGCAUGCGGCAGGCCGUCACGGCAGAACAUGAUGAGCAGCAGAACACCAAGAAAUACGCCUGGAUGGAUUUCUUAACUGAACCUCGUGCUCGCCGUGCCAUGGUCUACGCCAACGCCAUGGUCUUCCUGGGCCAGUUCACCGGUGUCAACGCCGUUAUGUACUACAUGGGCGUUCUCAUGACAAAGAUCGGUUUCGAUGAACGUACCAGCGUCUUCAUGUCGCUAGUUGGCGGUGGCUCCCUGCUCAUCGGUGCCAUCCCUGCCGUGAUGUACAUGGAGAAGUUCGGCCGUCGCUACUGGGCCAAUGCCAUGCUUCCGGGCUUCUUCAUCGGCCUGGUUCUCGUCGGUGUUGGCUAUACUAUCAACUACGAAGAGCAUCCCGCCGCCGCCGAAGGUGUCUAUCUGACCGGUAUCAUCCUCUACAUGGGUUUCUUCGGUUCCUACGCCUGUCUUACGUGGGUCAUCCCCGCCGAAGUCUUCCCCACCUACCUGCGAUCCUACGGCAUGACCACCGCCGACGCCAACCUCUUCCUCUGCUCUUUCAUCGUCACCUACAACUUCACCGCCAUGAUGAACUCCAUGACCCGUAUCGGUCUCACCCUGGGCUUCUACGGCGGCAUCGCCGCCAUCGGCUGGUUCUACCAGAUCCUCUUCAUGCCCGAGACAAAGAACAAGUCCCUCGAGGAGAUCGACGAGCUUUUCUCGCGCCCCACGUCCGUCAUCGUGCGCCAGAACAUCAAGAGCACGGCCGAGGUGAUUCGCGACCUUUGCCAUUUCCGCUUCAAGAAGGUGUUUUCCCCCGAAGCAUAA